Acytostelium subglobosum LB1 is the source of this 456-nucleotide messenger RNA. RefSeq lists its product as hypothetical. The transcript has 3 exons. The record is from RefSeq and is a predicted model, not a curated record. Lineage: Eukaryota; Evosea; Eumycetozoa; Acytosteliales; Acytosteliaceae. The coding region runs from base 1 to 456 and encodes 151 amino acids.
AUGUCAGAGUUGGAUUGGAUAAAUUUACCAGCGGCAGAGAAGGAACGAAUAGCAUUGUAUUGGGUCGAUCAUUAUAUACAUCCAACCAAUGGUAUCAUAUUCUCUAUGCAUGGAAAUGCCAACUACCUUCAUCAAUUCCGUUUGGUACCAUUCAAUAUAUUCAAACCUAGAUUCCAUGCACCAAAGGUCGUCAGUCUACCUGAUGGUUCAAUCACCGUGGACUACUGGCACUACGAUCAACAGUCAGGUCUAGUCAGACAUCACCUCGUACGAUUCAAUGAGAAGGGUAACAUUGUAGCGAGAUCAAUCAUACCACAUCAAUCACAGGCUCUGGCAUACAGUUUGAGCACAGCUGUUGUUCUAACAUUAGCUUUGUUGAGCAACAGAGUCAUCAGAAAGUCCUUGUUCCAGAGUAUACAUAAAGUUGCAUUGCUCCGCGGCCUGUUGAAGCAUUAA